AGUUCUUCUGAAUUGAGAAGCAGUAAACAUGAAAUAAGCAGAGAUGUCAAACCUCGUCGACGAACUCCGCUAACUAAUUCCGGAGAGAGUAGUACGGAGGGCGAGUCCAGUCAUCAGAGUCAACGUAGCGUUGUCUACUUGCACGCUACUACUGUUGGUGACAUCCCAGACCCUGGUCAGUUAAUCCGCAACCGUUCGAGAGAUGACGUAUCAUCAGUAAUGUCUUCCAAUGUUCAAGUUCGCAGCACAACAAAGAGCUUCUCACUGUUCGCGCCAUGGACACCGAAACAUUACAGCGAACAACAAGACGUACAUUACGAACAAAGACCUAAAAAGACCAAGCAGACGUACAAAAAGACCACAAAGACAGAAGACAGACCUACAUUACAGAAAAACAAAUCUUACAGUCAGACUACUUUGAAUCGAAGACCACAGAGUCAAAAUCGUUUAACAAGUUCAAGUACAACUUUAUAUCGUAAUAAAAGAAAUGCAAAUGGCAAAGAAAGUGCCAACGAAAGUACAAUAUCUCGCAAAGGACAGAAUAAAAAGAGUCAAUCUAACGAAAUAUUGAACAGAGAUGAAAGAGAAAGAGUUUCCCGUUCAAUAUCAAUGCCUAAAGAUCAAAAUAAAAAAGCUGGCUGGUUUAAAUUAUCAAAUAAAAAUAAAAAACCGGAAAUUAACACGCGUGUACGUUAACACUUUGAAUGCCACAUUUAGAAUUAACUCACUUCGCUUUGUACUUCAUAAUAAACUACAAAUAGAUUAUAAAAACAACACAUGUAAAAUAACAUGACACUUCAAUAUGAUGACGUCAUGUGUAGUGUAAAUUGUACUAAUGUAUUUUCUCGCUAACUAAGAGUUUUGUUGGUGUCAUGUUAUGCACAUAAUUAGAAUAUUCUGGAAUUUAUAUAAAAAUUUUAAUUUAAUAUCAAAAUUUAUAUAUUAAAAUGAACUUUUAACAUUUUAUUUCAUGUUUACAUUCUUUUAAACUGUUAUGUUUUAUUUGAAUAAAAUAGAUAAAUAAAAAACUUCAUAGGAAUUAAAACUAUUGUGAACUUCAUUGCAAUGUACAAAGUACAUAAUGAUAUACAACAUGUGUAUAUGUACUUAUUUUUAGUAUAUAAAGUCCACAAUUUUUAAUAGAAUGUUAACUAAAAAUCGACACAAAUAUUAAAAUAAAUCAGAAAUAAUAAAAUUACAACUAUCUAAUAGUGCCAUCAGUAAAAUUUUCUUAAUAAAUGUUACCAUGUUUAGAAAUUAGUCAUACUUAUGUAACUAUAUAAUAAUUUGCUUUUAAUUUACUAAUAUUAAGAAUUGGUUUUAUAUUUUUUUAAUAAUUAUAUCAUGUGCAUAUUAUACAUAAUUUUAUUUUGCUUGUAAGUUCUUUGAAUACCAGAUUUUAACAAAAUAAUUAUUUGUUUUAAGUUUUUUAGUGU
Papilio xuthus (Asian swallowtail) is the source of this 1436-nucleotide messenger RNA. Its product is annotated as transcription initiation factor TFIID subunit 1. The coding region runs from base 220 to 696 and encodes 158 amino acids. The record is from RefSeq and is a predicted model, not a curated record. Lineage: Eukaryota; Metazoa; Arthropoda; Insecta; Lepidoptera; Papilionidae. The transcript is spliced from 3 exons.